UCCUGUGGACUCGAAAACUUGUAUUAUCCCUUCGUCUUUGCCGGGCGAAUUAGAGAAGAACAGAGACGGUAUGUUUGAUAUGAAGAAGAAAGCAAAGACACGAGAAUACACCAAGAUUGUCUCUGACGUCGAAGAACCACCUUGUAGGUUUGUUUGUCAGCCUCCGAAGAGCGAACUUCGGGAUGGAAGAAAAAGAUUGAUCGUCGCUAUUCUGUUUUGCGUGUUUUUCAUAAUCUGUGAGAUAACCGGUGGUUUUAUAGCUAAUAGUUUAGCUGUACUGAAUGAUGCACUUCAUCAGAUCUUUGAUYUGAACAGUCUACUGAUGAGUUUAGCAGCUGCCUGGAUUUCGAGCUGGAAACCAAAUGACAGAAAAACCUAUGGAUAUUUCAGAGCAGAAAUUCUUGGCGCGUGCUCAGUAAUAUUGACGCUAUGGCUGCUGACCGGAGUGCUUGUGUACGAAGCAAUUCUUAGAAUAGCUACAGGAUCCGUGGCACAUGGGCACUCAGAUCACGUGAAUGCUGACAUCAUGAUGAUAACAGCCGGGCUUACAUGUGGAGCUUGCAUCAUCCUUGCAUUCAUGCUGAGCGGUAUGGGUCAUAACCACAGCCACGGCCAUAAUCAUGGAGAAGAGAACAUCAACGUUAAAGCUGCUUUUCUACACACUAUUGGUGAUGCUAUCUACAGUUUUACUGUUCUAGUAGCAGGAGCUAUCAUAAAGUUCAAGCCUGAGUGGCAGAAAGCAGAUGCCGUGUGCAGCUUGAUAGGUGCUGUAAUCGUAGUUGCAAGUACGUUUAGCGUCGUGAGAGAUUCUAUCAACAUCUUAUUUGAAGGCAUUCCUCGUAGUGUUCGAAUAGCAGAUAUCAACCGAGAUUUAAGCUCGAUAGACCACGUGCAAGGUUAUCACAAUGUCCAUUUYUGGGCAAUAACCGCUGGAAGGAACGCCUUAUCUGCACACCUGGUCGUAGAUUCUCUUGCAGACGUAAAUAGCACUUUAAGGAACGCUUCUAAGAUGCUGUCGUCCAAAUACAGCCUGUAUCACUGUACGCUUCAGAUAGAACAGCAAGAAAACAAGACAGGGAUCCCAGCUGAAUCAAAAGGCGACUGCUAGCAUGAUGUUCGCAUAAGGAAACAUUUCUGUAAAAUUAUACUCUUUACUCUUCAUUAAAGAAGCUCAGCUAAAUCAAAGUAAAACCAUUAAUAAUA
Messenger RNA from Actinia tenebrosa (Australian red waratah sea anemone), 1203 nucleotides. Its product is annotated as proton-coupled zinc antiporter SLC30A8. The record is from RefSeq and is a predicted model, not a curated record. Gene Ontology annotation, cellular component: plasma membrane. Lineage: Eukaryota; Metazoa; Cnidaria; Anthozoa; Actiniaria; Actiniidae. Gene Ontology annotation, molecular function: zinc ion transmembrane transporter activity. Gene Ontology annotation, biological process: zinc ion transmembrane transport; response to zinc ion.